AUGACCUCUGGAUCGAAUCCUGCAGAGGCUGUAGAGAGCAGCGUGCUUGCUGACGGCACGUACGACGUGGUGAUUACUGGAACCGGCCUCACCGAGUGCAUCCUUUCAGGGCUGCUCUCCAAGCGAGGUUUCAAAGUGUUGCAUAUCGAUCGCAAUCCAUACUAUGGCGGUGCGUGCGCCUCGUUGGAUCUCCAGCAGAUGUGGAAAAAGUUCUGUUUGUCGGGUUCGAUUCCCGAGGAACUGGGGAGUGCUCGUGAGUACAACAUCGACCUGAUUCCCAAGUUUAUCCUUGCGACUGGGAAGCUGGUGCGGAUUCUCGUUUAUACGGGAGCGACGCGUUACCUGGAUUUCAAGCUGGUUGACGGAUCCUUUGUUCACACAGGUGACCGACCGCACCGCGUACCGUCGACACCCAUGGACGCCCUGCGAUCCAGCCUGUUUAGCCUUCUGGAAAAGAACCGUUGCCGUCAGUUUUUUGGGUUCGUCCAAUCGUACGAUCCGGAGCAGGUCACCCAGCGGGGGCCCGAUCCCAGAACGAUGACCAUGCGAGCGCUCUAUGACUAUUUCGGUCUCCAGGAGACAACGCGAACACUCAUCGGACAUGCGAUAGCGCUCUACACGAACGACGCCUAUCUGGAAUGGCCAGCGCUGCCAACCAUCGAGCGAAUCAAAGUUUACGCACAGAGUGUUGCCCGAUACGGCAGUUCCCCUUAUAUCUAUCCGAUGUACGGUCUGGGCGAAUUACCCCAGGCAUUCGCUCGACUCAGCGCUGUUCACGGGGGCGUCUAUAUGCUCCGAACCGACGUUGAAACGAUUCUAACCGACACCGAAACUGGACGUGUAUGUGGAAUUCGGACCCCAGAUGGCCGCGAAGCGCGUUGUCGCUUUGUUGUGGGCGAUCCGAGCUACUUUCCAGAUUUGGUGCAUCGAGUGGGGCGUAUCAUCCGAUGCUACUGUAUCCUGCGGGCGGCACCGGCACACAUCCGUGAAGCAUCAUCCUGCCAAGUCAUUGUACUGCACCGAGCAGUAGCCGCUGAGCGCCGCAACGACAUCUACGUACUGGUACUCAACAGCGCACACCGCGUCGCUGCGCCGGAUCGCUAUAUCGCCUUGGUGAGUACCGUCAUGGAAACCGCGGACGCGGAGCAGGAGAUUGAGGCAGGUCUAGCAAUUCUCGGUGGUGAAGCCAAUAUUCUCGCCCGUUUCCUCACGGUCGACGACGUUUUCGAACCGAUACACGACGGUCGAGAAUGCGGUAUCUUUGUGAGCAGAAGCUACGACGCAACGACGCAUUUUGAAUCGACAACUGAGGACGUGCUCGAUCUCUACAGGCGCAUCGUCGGUGAAGAGUUGAUGUUUGAUGACAAGCCCGUUUGA
This is a messenger RNA of Cyanidioschyzon merolae strain 10D, 1377 nucleotides long. Its product is annotated as GDP dissociation inhibitor. The record is from RefSeq and is a predicted model, not a curated record. Gene Ontology annotation, biological process: protein transport; small GTPase-mediated signal transduction; vesicle-mediated transport. NCBI's taxonomy places the organism in Eukaryota, Rhodophyta, Bangiophyceae, Cyanidiales, Cyanidiaceae. The coding region runs from base 1 to 1377 and encodes 458 amino acids. The transcript has a single exon. Gene Ontology annotation, cellular component: cytoplasm. Gene Ontology annotation, molecular function: Rab GDP-dissociation inhibitor activity.